This is a messenger RNA of Balaenoptera musculus (blue whale), 3055 nucleotides long. RefSeq names its product retinoid X receptor beta (gene RXRB). Bases 245 to 1933 code for a protein of 562 amino acids. Gene Ontology annotation, cellular component: nucleus; RNA polymerase II transcription regulator complex. The transcript is spliced from 11 exons. Lineage: Eukaryota; Metazoa; Chordata; Mammalia; Artiodactyla; Balaenopteridae. Gene Ontology annotation, biological process: positive regulation of transcription by RNA polymerase II; cell differentiation; anatomical structure development. Gene Ontology annotation, molecular function: zinc ion binding; nuclear receptor activity; retinoic acid-responsive element binding. The record is from RefSeq and is a predicted model, not a curated record.
CCAGCGCAUAGACUUCCCGUCUAUACCAAGAUGGCUGCCAUAUCGGCGCUGUCAUUUUGCUACAGCGCAGAGCGAAGCGCUUAAUUCGACCCGGUUAAGGCCAGAGACUUUUUCUCUGGGGCUUCCUCGUGCUCAGCUAGUCCAGCGAUCAAUCCUUGGGAAUCCCUGGUACCUCUUCGGUAUCCCUACACUCAGCCAGGAAUCAUGUCUUGGGCUGCUCGCCCGCCCUUCCUCCCCCAGCGGCAUGCCGCAGGGCAGUGUGGGCCGGUGGGGGUGCGAAAAGAAAUGCAUUGUGGGGUCGCGUCCCGGUGGCGGCGGCGACGGCCCUGGCUGGAUCCCGCAGCAGCAGCGGCGGCGGCGGUGGCAGCCGGAGAACAACAAACCCCGGAGCCGGAGCCGGGGGAGGCUGGACGGGACGGGAUGGGCGACAGCGGGCGGGGAGGGGUCUCUUCUGCCUAUCUUCCCUGCACGUUCUGGCUACGAGCUGGGAAUGGAGGGGCUGACUGGUCCACCCCACGUGCUGCCCCACCCACACGAGAUGCGUCUGGCUUGGGACUCCCGAAGCCCAGACAGUUCCUCUCCAAAUCCCCUUCCCCAGGGGGCCGCUCCCCCUUCUCCUCCGGGGCCACCCUUACCCCCUUCAGCAGCUGCAUCCCUUGGAGGCUCUGGGGCUCCACCCCCACCCCCGAUGCCACCCCCGCCACUGAGCUCCCCCUUCCCGGUCAUCAGCUCUUCCAUGGGGUCCCCUGGUCUGCCCCCUCCAGCUCCCCCAGGAUUCUCCGGGCCUGUCAGCAGUCCCCAGAUUAACUCAACAGUGUCGCUCCCUGGGGGUGGGUCUGGCCCCCCUGAAGAUGUGAAGCCACCAGUCUUAGGGGUCCGGGGCCUGCACUGUCCACCCCCUCCAGGUGGCCCUGGGGCUGGCAAACGUCUAUGUGCAAUCUGCGGGGACCGAAGCUCAGGCAAACACUACGGGGUUUACAGCUGUGAGGGCUGCAAAGGCUUCUUCAAGCGCACCAUCCGUAAGGACCUGACCUACUCGUGCCGGGACAACAAGGACUGCACGGUGGACAAGCGCCAGCGGAACCGCUGUCAGUACUGCCGCUAUCAGAAGUGCCUGGCCACCGGCAUGAAGAGGGAGGCGGUACAGGAGGAGCGUCAGCGGGGAAAGGACAAGGAUGGGGAUGGGGAGGGGGCUGGGGGAGCCCCCGAGGAGAUGCCUGUGGACAGGAUCCUGGAGGCAGAGCUUGCUGUGGAGCAGAAGAGUGACCAGGGCGUUGAGGGUCCUGGGGGAACCGCGGGUAGCGGCAGCAGCCCAAAUGACCCUGUGACUAACAUCUGCCAGGCAGCUGACAAACAGCUCUUCACACUUGUUGAGUGGGCAAAGAGGAUCCCACACUUUUCCUCCUUGCCUCUGGAUGACCAGGUCAUACUGCUACGGGCAGGCUGGAACGAGCUCCUCAUUGCCUCCUUCUCUCACCGAUCCAUCGAUGUCCGAGACGGCAUCCUCCUCGCCACAGGUCUUCACGUGCACCGCAACUCAGCCCAUUCCGCAGGCGUGGGAGCCAUCUUUGAUCGGUCCCUCUCCAGGGUGCUGACAGAGCUAGUGUCCAAAAUGCGUGACAUGAGGAUGGACAAGACAGAACUUGGCUGCCUGAGGGCAAUCAUUCUGUUCAAUCCAGAUGCCAAGGGCCUCUCCAACCCCAGCGAGGUAGAGGUCCUGCGGGAGAAAGUGUACGCGUCCCUGGAGACCUAUUGCAAACAGAAGUACCCUGAGCAGCAGGGCCGGUUUGCCAAGCUGCUCUUGCGUCUUCCUGCUCUCAGGUCCAUAGGCCUUAAGUGUCUAGAGCAUCUGUUUUUCUUCAAGCUCAUUGGUGACACCCCCAUCGACACCUUCCUCAUGGAGAUGCUUGAGGCUCCCCACCAGCUGGCCUGACCCCACACCCAGAUGUGGUGUUCCUCACGCUUGAGGAGGGCACAUGGGCAAGGGACUCUGAGCCUUGGGGCAGGGUGGGGAGGGACCAUGUUCCUAGAAUCUUGGUGGGGUGAGGAGCAUAGGGCAGAACUGAGACCUCCAAGGGGGGGUCCCUAAACCCUGCAAGGGUUUGCUUGACAUCCCAAGUCAGAGGGGACCCCAGACUACUUUGAGGGCUGGACCUCUCCCUUCAGUGGCCUUGAGUCUCUGAAUUUGUCUGGCUCUGCCAUGAUCUGGGGGUGCUUUCUUACCCCUGGCCUGGAACGGCCUCUCCUUCCCCCAGCACAGAGCACUGGCCUUGCUCCCAGGACCUGGCUUCCUUCUCGUCUUGCCUCACUUAGCCCCCCAUCUGAAGAAUGGAAAUGGGAACUCCCGCAGAGAUGGAUAUUGGGGGGCAGGCCCCCCAAACGGAUGGACAUGGGAGUCAGGCUCUGACAGGCCUUCCUCCAACCAAGACUGGCAGAUGGGGGCUUCUCUGGAAUAAGGAGGGGCUCUGUCGCUGUCCCCUGUCCGGAUCCCCCUCUCAACGCUUCACCUCCUUCUGCAGUCAGACUGAAAAAGAAAAAGGUGGUGGUGGUUAAGGGGCGGGUGGAGAUGUAGGAGCCCAUCUGCUAUUUUUAAUUUUCUCUGAGGAUAGAGACUUGCAGUUAGACUCAAAGAAGUACUGUACUCUCCCAGGUUGACUAAGAAAUGCCAGUGGUGGAGGUGGUGUUUGGGAAAGGCAGGGCCCUGAGAUGGUCUGCGGGGCUGGCUCUUCAGCACUGGCCUUCCCAGCCCCCUCCCCCACUCUCCCGUCUGGCUUGGGGAAGGGGCCUGGGCUGUGAGGGCGGUGUGGGGGGGAGCGGCUUGGUGAGUAGUCCUCAGACCCUUCCCCUCCCAGCUCUCGCCCCAGCCCGGGGCACACACCUUGUAGGCUGGGGACACAAGCUCCUGGCCUCAGAAUUGAGGGGAGAUGGCCCGCCUGCAGAGAUGGGGUGCAGGGGCUGCAUGAUUUUUGCCCUGCGGCUCUUCUCUCCGGGGUUCCCUUCCCCUCUCUUUCACUCACAUAAAAUCGCUUUCAAAUUAAAAUCGAUGUUUUCUGGA